Symbiodinium natans is the source of this 2034-nucleotide messenger RNA. The record is from the annotation of a GenBank genome assembly. Lineage: Eukaryota; Dinophyceae; Suessiales; Symbiodiniaceae.
AUGUGGAAGACAAUCCUGCAAGUCCUAGCACUUCUGGCCUGUGCCCUGGGGGAGGAAGAUGGCUCCUGCAUCCUCCAGAAGAGGAAGCACGUGAAUUCGCAUGCGCAGCUGGACCUCAAAACCGAGAACUUCUGCGGCGGAGAGCCGAAUGAGCUCACCUUCGAUAGCUUCAGCCACGGCGACGAGAUCAUGCCGGACUCGAUCCCCGGCGUCACCAUCGUCGCCACCCGCCGCGCCACGGCGCCGCAGCCGGGGCACGCCAAGAACUGCUCCGGGCCUUUGUUGAUCUUGGACACCCGCCAUCCCGACUUCCGCAGCUUCGACAAGGACUUGCAGAAAUGUGAGAAUUGCACCCUCAUGCUUUGGUCCAAGGACGGCAACCGGAAGAAGGUCAACGACUGCGGCGAGCAUCCGGGCGUAGCCAUCAGCUUCAAGUAUGAGGAGUUGCAGAACUUGCUGGACAUUGAGCUCUGGGACAUGGAGGAGCCCACUCACAUCGAGAUGUACGGUGCCGACGGUGAGCUGCUCAAGAACGUCUCCGCUCCGGACGGUCCCGAGCAGGACGGCAACGCAGCAGUCGUCGGGCUGUUUACCGAGGGUGUGAAGGAGAUGAUCGUGUACAUGGGCGGCUCUGGAGCGGUCCGCAAGAUCCGGGCGUGCAAGCCAGAAGAGCCCUUUUGCCCAGGGCCGCCCGGCGAGCUCACCUUCAACAGCUUCAGCCACGGCGACGAGAUCGAGCCGGACUCCAUCAAGGGCGUGACCAUCGUCGCCACCCGCCGUGCCACGGCACCGCAGCCGGGCCACCCCAAGAACUGCUCCGGGCCCUUGUUGAUCUUGGACACCCGCCAUCCCGACUUCCGCAGCUUCGACAAGGACCUCAAGAAUUGCACGAAUUGCACCCUCAUGCUUUGGUCCAAGGACGGCAAUCGGAAGAAGGUCAACGACUGCGGUGAGCAUCCGGGCGUAGCUAUCAGCUUUAAGUUCAAGAAGUUGCAGAGUCUAGUGGACAUUGAGCUCUGGGACAUGGAGGAGCCGAGCUACGUCGAGAUGUACGGUCCUGACGACACGCUGCUCAAGAACGUCUCCGCCCCGGACGGUCCCGAACAGGACGGCAACCCGGCGGUGGUCGAACUCCUGACCGAGGGUGUGAAGGAGAUGAUCGUGUACAUGGGCGGCUCUGGAGCAGUGCGCAGGAUAAGGGCCUGUAAGGCUCCGGGCAGUGUUGUUGGCGACCCGCACAUCUACACCCUGGAUGGCGACAAGUUCGACUUCUAUCAGAAUGGGACUUUUUCGGUGUUCCACUACACUGGCCAGAAGCUGCCGCACCCCACGAACGAGAACGCUACCGUGGAUUGGCAGCUCUACUCCCACUACGGUGGGCCGUUCUGGACCGCACAGGGCGUGCUCCUCGUGGACCGCUCCAUGGGCUCCAUGAGACAAGCCCUAGAGCUGACCUCCAAGGACUGCCAGUGGUACAAGAGAACUGGCAAGAGCUGGUUCCCGGUCAAGCGCAGGAGCCUCCUCACCUUCACGGACAGCGAGAGCCACAAGGCCCUGACCAUGUUCGAGCACGUGCAUGAGAAGAAGAUCGUGCUGAAGAUGAGGACCGAGACAGGCUGGAAGGAUACCUUGGUGCUGAACACGGUGUGCAAGCCUAGCGGCAUCAACAUGCGCAUCUCCAUGCCCGACAUGGGCGAGAGCCGUUUCCUGGAGGGCCAAAUCGAGGUGGGCAACGGCGAGGAGCAGAAGAAGUUCAUGAGGAAGCAGAACUGGACCGCUUUGGGGGGCAGCGGCCCUGCGGCGAACUUCAUCCAGCAGCUGGAUUCCAAGAGAGGCUUGUCCCUGCUAGCUGCUUGCGGCCAGGCGGAGAGAGCCAAAGCCAAGCAGCUCUGUGCAAAACAUCUGGGAGACGAGCUGCGAGCAGCACAGGGAGAGGCUGUGGACCUCCUGAACGACUGCGUGAACGACGUCUGCCGGGGCGGGGAGGAGUUCGCCGUGGCCGCCCAGGAGCUUCUAACGGCAUACAGAGAGUAG